UCCAGAGAGGCGGAGUGCACCCCGUCCACUUCCUCGCAUUCCUUCUCCACAAACGAGUCCCUUGCGCUAAAUUGUGUUUAAAACGUGUUUUGGCGCACUCUGUGUCUUUUAAUAUGUAAGAUGUGGCUGUUAGUGGUGUAUUGCAAUAUUUUCUCAACCUCAAAUUUACAUUUGAGACUCUUUUGGAAAACUGGAUAAAAACUGACAAGGGAAAAUUCCUCCGCGGAGCGCGCCAUUGACUGUAAAGACCUUUCAACUUAACAAAAACUGAAGUUGACAAACGUAACCUGACGUUGAAACUUUGUUGUAAGGUUUUAUGUUUUCGAAGAAAAAGAUCAUGCACUGCUCCGGGAUUUCCAAGCACACUGGACGUUCAGCAAAUAGGCGACGAUGCCUGGAUUGAGCCUGCGUUUUGUUAUGAUUUCCAAGUGAAAUGCAAUUACUGCUAUCUCUCACUCGGUAGUCGGUUUGUGGACUAGUGCGCUUUUUCUCUGAACUUGUUCGUCGCCUCGGGAGCAAACCAUGGAUCACUAUGAGGAAGAUUUGGGACUCCGAGCGAGUAAAUUAAUGGAGGACCUUUCCUUAUAUGAAGCAUACAAGGAUGGAAUGUACAGUUCAAGGAGAGACAUGGUUAUCAACCCCGAUUUGGAAUUUUCGUCUCCAACGAUACCCGAGCAGAAAAGUAAGACAAUGAAUGGCAGCUCUGCGCCUCACCAACAGAUACACAGCGUUGAGAAUUACAUGUCUGGGAAUAAAGUGUACACUGCGGCUCCCGUGCGCCCCGUGUAUGGCAACAGAGCCGUUCCUGUGGAUUAUUGCACCCCUCAAAGAGACACAGUUUAUCCUAAUGAAGACAGCUAUUGCACCAAAUCCGAAAUUGCUUUGCCGUGUUAUAGCGGCGCGUCCGAGCGGCACAGGAGGUACUCAUUGGAGGUGCAGGGGCAUAGGUACAGCACUGGUAGCGCGUACGAUGGAGUGGUUUUGAACAAGCCAGUACCCUCACCUGGCAACAGAUGCAACAGUAUCUGUGUUACCACCAACCACGACGGCAGAUACAAUGCAACCAGCCCGCGGUCCAGUUUCGCAAGCUCCCUCUCCUCCCAGGAGCAAAGCAAACAUGCAAGCCCGAGGUCGAGCAUCAGUAGCCCGCGCACGAGUCUGGUGGUACCCGGGCAAGACAAGUACACUAGUCCCAGGUCCAGUCUGGUACACUGUGAAGGGAGCAGUGCCCUCAGCCCCCGGUCUAGCUAUGCAAGUACAGCCAGCGACACAAGUAAACAUUCCAGCCCAAGGGCCAGUCUGAACAGCUAUGACUGCUGCAGUAAACCCAGCAGUAACCGCACCAGCGGCAUCAGUAUGGGCUACGACCAAAGGCACGUCAGCCCCAGGUCCAGCACAGCGAGCCAGUAUUCUUGUACCACCAGUCCACGCUCUAGCUAUUCAGAUUCGCGUUACAUGCCUGUUGGGAACCAUGAUCUGGAGGGUGCAGUUUUGCAUGGCAUGCCGGUGGCCAGUCCCCGGUCAAGCAUCUGCAGCCAGGACGGGUGUGCAAAACCCGGGACAAUAGCUAAUUGUGUCGUUAGUCCCCGGUCCAGUAUCUCCAGUCACAGUUCCAGAAGUUCCCGGAGCUCCAGGGGAUCUAUGAGCACCUACCCUGAUCUCCAACUGCCUUCACCCAGGUCCUCAAUGCUGGGGACUGGUUUGCAGGAGGACAUACUAAUACAAGAUUGUGGCGAUACCAACGGUGUUCAUAGUCGUAUCCAUCUCCAAGCGCUCUCUGGGAUGCCAGAGGCCCUGCCACAGCAUGCACCACAACAGUCAACCCAGGCAGGGAUGAAUACAGAGGUGACCGCUGGAUCACCAUCAUCUUCUUAUGGGCUCCAUACGAAAACUCCAGCCUCAGGGCAGAGGUUUAAACUACCUUACCAGGUGACCCCAUGCCGGGAAAGUGGCCCAAGCCAAGCAGAAAGGAGUCUGGAAGCACUCACCUUGGAGCUGGAGAAGGAGUUAGAAAUGCACAUGAAAAAAGAAUACUUUGGUAUAUGUAUCAAGUGUGGGAAGGGUGUGUAUGGAGCCAGCCAAGCCUGUCAGGCCAUGGGGAAUCUGUACCAUACCAACUGCUUCACCUGUUGCUCCUGUGGGAGGAGGCUGAGAGGGAAAGCUUUCUACAACGUCCACGGCAAGGUCUACUGUGAAGAGGACUUCCUGUACUCUGGCUUUCAGCAGACAGCAGAGAAGUGCUUUGUAUGUGGUCACCUCAUCAUGGAAAUGAUCCUGCAGGCACUGGGCAAGUCCUACCACCCUGGCUGCUUCCGCUGUGUGGUCUGCACAGAGGGUCUGGACGGAGUGCCUUUCACUGUGGACGUGGAGAACAACAUCUACUGUGUUAAAGACUACCACACGGUCUUUGCCCCAAAAUGUGCCUCAUGCAACCAACCAAUCCUCCCUGCUCAGGGCUCUGAGGAGACCAUCCGGGUGGUGUCCAUGGACAAGGACUACCAUGUGGAGUGCUAUCACUGCGAGGACUGUGGCCUCCAGCUAAACGACGAGGAGGGUCACCGCUGUUACCCCCUGGAUUGCCACCUGCUCUGUCACGGCUGCCACAUCCGCAGGCUAAAGGUCCCGGUGCCCGCCCACCCGCCCCCCAGCUACCCACUACACGUCACUGAGCUGUGAGAGGGCAGGGUUGGCGAGGAACCAACCCCAACCCACCGCUGACCCGCCUCCCAGGUGACCUGAGACAACAAAGAAGAAGGAAUCCCCCGCCCACGGAAUCCCGGGAACUUCGGAACAGACAGACCCUGGGAGACUUCGCUCUCUACUUUCCGGCCGUGCCCUGGGGAGAGGAGAUAUACAGGGCAAUGGACAAGUCACAAGACCGGGCUGGGAGAGAGUCCACGUCUCUCUCUCUCAUCAGUUUUUUGCUCCCUCCUUCCUCCUUUUGGUCUGUGAACAGUGAAGCAGGCCGAGGCCCCAGCCCACCCAGAUGCCCUGGCUGCCGUCAGCACCGUGACCCCUGCACAUUCAUCACAGUGGGGACUGGCCUGGAUGGAGGGAGGGGGCCACUCUCUCUCUAUCCCUCUCUCCAUCGAUCUCUUUUUUCCUCCCUUUCUGUUUUCUUCAUUCCUUCGCACUGAAGCCCAAUGCCAUGAUGCAUUUACUGCUCCUCUGUCAGAGAGAGAGAGAGAGAGCAGGACAGCGUCUCUGCCAGGAGGCUGGGAGGCCAUGAAACAGGCCGCUACAUAACAUUCCAGCACUGUCUGGCAGGGUUAGAGGGUUGGACAUGCUGCGCCUUCAGAGUGGCCUUCCACUGAGAAACCUCACCGCAUGGUGACAGUGACAAUGCCACAGUUCAGCUAGCUACGGCUCCUUUUGGCUAUGCAAGGGUACCGAGUCUACCAGCAACAACCCGAGCUCCUUCAUGUGACUCUGUGACACACUCUCCUGUACCAUCCCUUCAUGUGACUCUGUGACACACUCUCCUGUACCAUCCCUUCAUGUGACUCUGUGACACACUCUCCUGUACCUUUCCUUCAUGUGACUCUGUGACACACUCUCCUGUACCUUUCCUUCAUGUGACUCUGUGACACACUCUCCUGUAACUUUCCUUCACGUGACUCUGUGACACACUCUCCUGUACCAUCCCUUCAUGUGACUCUGUGACACACUCUCCUGUACCAUCCCUUCAUGUGACUCUGUGACACACUCUCCUGUACCAUCCCUUCAUGUGACUCUGUGACACACUCUCCUGUAACUUUCCUUCACGUGACUCUGUGACACACUCUCCUGUACCAUCCCUUCAUGUGACUCUGUGACACACUCUCCUGUAACUUUCCUUCACGUGACUCUGUGACACACUCUCCUGUACCUUUCCUUCAUGUGACUCUGUGACACACUCUCCUGUACCAUCCCUUUGCUCCAGUGCUACUUGGCAUAGCGGAUGUUCGUGGCACCGCAUGUGCUGUCAGGAGCCAGUAGCCACAGCGCUAGCCUGGGCUGGCACUCAUUCCACUUAGCAGUCUUAGAAGACGUGACCUCGAGAGAUUCACAAGUGUCUCAACGAUUAUAUAAUGAGAAAAAAAGUUAGAAGCACGUAGAUUGUCUUUUAUACAUGCCUAUAUAUUUUGCAGACAUUUUCCACAUAAGAUUCUAGAAGUGUAGUGUAUUUUUUUGCUGCAUUAUUAUCAAAUGGAAUCGGAGGCCAAACGAGCUGUCACAGUCUUAACGGUCCUCUGAAGGGUAUUGGUCCGUUGUUUAAUUUCUCCUCAAGGACACGUCCUAGAGGCCCCUGUGUUGUCGCUCUGCUUGGUCAUGCGAUCCACUGACCUGUUAACAUGUACAGUUCCACACACUGGUUAUUUGACCCAUAUGGUAGCACUGAGUAAGUGAGUGUCUGACCAGCGAGAGUCCCCACAUAUCCUCCUCAUGCAGACGUUACUGUGUCAUACCUACUGGUUGAUCUGAUUGUCUGGUUGGUUGUGGGAGUUGCUGGUCCAAACCGUGUCUCUGGAGAAUCCAUCCCCCGUGUUUUCCCUCGCUGGUUGUGUUGUUGUGUGCGUCUGUGUGUGUGUGUGUGUGUUAGUCUGUUGGUCUAUAGACACUGAGUGUACAAAACAUUAAGAACUGCUCUUUCCAUGACAUAGACUGACCAGGUGAAUCCAGGUGAUGUCACUUGUUAAAUCCACUUCAAUCAGUGUAGUUGAAGACAGGUUAAACUGGAUUUUUAAGCCUUGAGACAAUUGAGACAUGGAUUGUGUAUAUGUGCCAUUCAGAGGGUGAAUGGGCAAGAUAAAAUAUUUAAGUGCCUUUGAACGGGUUAUGGUGUAGGUGUCAGGCGCACCGGUUUGUGUCAAAGACUGUAAUGGUGCUGGGUUUUUCCCGUGUAUAUCAAGAAUGGUCCACCAGCCAAAGGACAUCCAGCCAACUUGACACAACUGUGGGAAGCAUUGGAGUCAACAUGGACCAGCAUCCCUGCGGAACACUUUUGACACCUUGUAGAGUCCAUGCCCUGACAAAUUGAGGCUGUUCUGAGUGCAAACGGGGUGUAACUCAAUAUUAGGAAGGUGUACUUAAUGUUUGGUAUACUCAGUGUGUACAGAAGUGUGUGUGUGUGUCCUGUGUGCACCAGUGGCAGUGCCAUGGUGCAUGUACCUUGUUGAGUGAGCAGGACAACGGCCACCCAGCUCCACAAAACGACCCAUGCUCUCUCAAUCUCUCUCCAACAGAAAGGAUGGGUUAAGGUUCUGACUCAGGCCUACCCAGUACCUGCUCACAGUAGCCUAGUCAGAGGAACUGUCCUCUCAUACUACUGAAUCUAACAGACAAGGAGGCUGACGUAGAGAUUACGGAGAGGAGGGGCCGACAGGCAUCAUGUGCUUUCUGAUGUAUCCCUCGAUGAGAUUCUUUGGAAUGGAAUUAUUAGUGUAUGUUUGGCAAACUGUUGUUUAUUUUUUGCUCUGCUUCCAGUUGUACAUUUGCAAAAGUGAAAAGGCUAGUAUUCAUGGAGUACAUGUUUUUGCUGGGAAAUUCCCUUUGAUGGUAGAUAAACUGAAUCUCAGCAUAGUAUGAUGAGACUCCUAGUCAAGGAAUGUGUAAUAUACUUGAAGAAUGAGGCAAUGGCAUUUUCUGAACUGUAGUUUGAAUAGUACAAUAAGACCCACAAAUUUCAAUCUCAAAUCAUUUUUCAUUAAAGCAGAACAUUUUUAAACUUGACAAGAGUUGAUCCCCUUUCAGGAUGUCUUAAUACACCUCUUUUUAAAAAUACUACUUCAAUUCCAUUUCUAUUGCAUAGCACACAGCUAGUUUCCCCAUACCUGUGCAUAAAGAGGCUAGUUAUUCUUUCAUCAUAAAUCACUCUGAAAGUGAAGUCUUCUCUCUCCUACCAGUAGUUUUCAAUAAGCACAUAUGACACCUCUGUCACAUCACUUUUGUAUCACUUUUGUAUAAGUGUUUGAUUACCUAGAUGGUUCAUAAAAAAGGAAACUAGAUUUAUUUAUCUAAACAUGAAAAAGUCAAAAGUUAUUUAAUGUAUUAAAAAUCAGGACGUAUCAUUUAACUGUAGAUUAUAUAAUCUGCUUUUUAAAUAAAGUGGUUUUGUAGCUAACUUAAACCAAAUGAUGAUGUAUUUUUGUUGUUGAAUGUGAAGUCAUAUGAUAAUUUCUAUCCAAAUGAUGGCACUUUGUUGAACUACAACACAAAUACCUUGUUACCAUACUAUUACCAUGUUAUUACCAUUUUAUUGCAUGUUGUAAUGUAGUGCUACCAUUGGACAUAAUUCAACAACGAAAUGUGGUAAACCUGGGAAGGAUAUGGGAAUGAUUUAGCCUGAACUUGGGAGUGAUAUGGACAACUGACUUUCCCGUGGCCGUGCCUUGUCUCCCUGUGGAGAAGAUGGAUGCUUACAAAGAUGAAAAAUCCCAGCUCUAGAUGAAAGUCCCAUGCUGUUGUUCAUGCCUUCCAGUUACCUCUGUGUACUCAGAGAUGUUUGUUCUAGAAAGAUAUCAUCGUCAGAUCAGAGCUACUGCAAUUGUGGUGUGUAAUUACAUCCCCGCACGCAAGUCUCUCCAGCAAGUGGUGUGAUGGAGGAUCCCUCAGAGAGCAGAGCAAAGAGCAGCCCCCACCGUGGUAUGUACAGUAUGAUAGCUCUGCUCCUGACAGUCAUCACCGAUAGGGCAGUCUCUGGGGUAUUGUUGGCUCUGGAAGUAAACAGUCCAUCUGCACUUUACUGGAAUCAGAGGCCAUAUGUAUCAAGCAUCUCAGACUGCGAUUGCUGACAUCAUUUUCCAUUUGCCCAUUGUGAUCUAUAAGCAAAACAGAUCCUAAAUCAGCACUCCUAUUCUGAGACGCUUGAUACUUACAGCCCCAGACCCACACUACUGGGCUUGUCAUGGUUACUAAGUUUUAGUUAUGAUGAGUUGGGGUUGACCAUCAACUCACUCAACAAGUUCUGAAUCAUAAAACGAGGUAGAAGCAUCUAACACAGACAAUCGUCUCUGGGUCUGUUUCUGCUCAUUUACCCUUUGUUUUCUGUCUAUAAUCAGGUUUAAAUAACACUACAGGUAUUAUAAACCGAAUCAAAUUAGCAAACUGUCUAGAUGAACAAGAAGAUGGCACCCCCACGGUUUCCUAUUGUACAAGUGAGAGGAUUUAAGACUCUUAAAUUAACGUCCUGUUGGACCAGAUUUGUGCCAAUUGGAGCAUAAAGUAGGAUGAUUACUGUAAUGCUCCUCUUAAACUCUUAAGUGAAUGAAUCCCCCAGCUCUAUAAUACCUCACAAUAACCACACGCCUGGAGGAGGACCCUCAAGUACACUGUACAAAUACCACACAGUCACACAUUGGGCCUAUGGAGAUUUGGUUUGCAAAGAAGUGGUGUUUGAUAUAUCUUUCUUUGUGACAGUCUCUGAGGUUGUUAAGUGUGUGUCAUCCCACUUGACAUUUUAUCAUUGAUCUUUUGGCAUCACAUUAGGUCAGAAAUAAUCACAUAAGCAGAUACUUAAAAAAAAAAUAUUCACUAUUUGCUGUGAUUGCAGCAUGAGAUUCUCUGAGAUGACUUGUAUUCCUUCAUUUGGGUCAUGUCAUGCUCAUGAUUAGAUGUUUAUAGAGAAGUAAUAAUACUUUUACAUUUGUAAAGAACUUUUCAUUAUAGAUGAAAAAUCUCAAAGUGCAUAAAAUAAAAUAUAAAUAAUACAAUGACUAUGAGGUUAAAGUGCAGACUGUCAGCUUUAAUUUAAAGGUAUUGUCAUCCAUAUCGGGUGAACCGUUUAGAAAUUACAGUUCUUUUGUACAUAGUCCCUAUUUAAUGGGACCAAAAGUAUUGGGACAAAUUCACUUAUACAGUAUGUGUAUUGAAGAAGUCAAAAGUUUAGUAUUUGGUCCCAUAUUUCUAGCACACAAUGACUACAUCAACCUUGUGACAACAAAUUUGUUGGAUUCAUUUGCUGUUUGUUUUGGUUGUGUUUCAGAUUAUUUUGUGCCCAAUAGAAAUGAAUGGUAAAUAAUGUAUUGUGUCAUUUUGGAGUCACUUUAAUUGUAAAUAAGAAUAUAAUAUGUUUCCAAACACUUC
This is a messenger RNA of Salvelinus fontinalis (brook trout), 8064 nucleotides long. RefSeq names its product Wilms tumor protein 1-interacting protein homolog. Gene Ontology annotation, molecular function: transcription corepressor activity. Bases 523 to 2676 code for a protein of 717 amino acids. NCBI's taxonomy places the organism in Eukaryota, Metazoa, Chordata, Actinopteri, Salmoniformes, Salmonidae. The record is from RefSeq and is a predicted model, not a curated record. The transcript is spliced from 8 exons. Gene Ontology annotation, cellular component: adherens junction; P-body; nucleus. Gene Ontology annotation, biological process: negative regulation of hippo signaling; regulation of DNA-templated transcription; response to hypoxia.